AUGAGCUGUCAGACAAUGGAUUCUUUGUCUCUACCACCAAAAUUUUUAGACAUGGAUCUGAAGGUAACUCACAUAGAGUGCCAUCCAAAGGAAGUGCUUGUGACAUUUCAGGGGAAAUAUAAUACGGAAUACGACUUUGAUUACCACAUAUUGCAAAAGGAAAUACAGCAUGUAUCCAAAGUAAAGGACUGUAUUGGCAUUGGCGACUUUUGUUUGGUGGAGGACAUAAAUGGAGAAUGGCAUAGAGGAAGAGUGCUGGAAAAGAGAGGGGAAAUCUAUGAAGUGUUUCUUAUUGACAUUGGAAAAGUGCUAAUAGUUAAUGAAACAAAUGUUUCUUCUGCAUGUAGUGAAUGGUUCCAGCUGCCUCCAAAGGUGAUGUGUGGUGUUUUUGCAAACAUACUUCCAGUUGGGGAAAAAUGGGGUCCAAAAGCUCUAAAUUAUUUUUCUUCUCUAAUAGGAUUACAGAUUAAAGGUCACGUGCAAGCUAUUUUACCAUACCAAUUGUUUCUCCUGGAAGUACCAAAAGUCACUAGUGAUAUUCUUGAACUGCAAUUAGGAAAACUUGUUGAUGGAUAUUCGUUUCGUCUUAUUGUAGAAAUGUUAAAGGAAUUACCCCAAGAGCCCCUUUGCAAACACAUGCCAGAUUUGCUGCAACAGAAGUACACAAGGCCAGAGUCAUCCUCUUUCAGCAAUGCUGAAAAUCUACUAGCAUUUCAGCCAAUUCUGGAUAGAUUUCUGCCUUCUUUAUCUGUUGGCAGUGUAGAGAAGGUAAAAAUAACUGUUGCAAUCAGUCCAAGCAAAUUUUAUUGUCAGAUGCUAAAAUGGCAGAAAUGGCUAGAAGACUUGACCACAACAAUGACUUUGCAUUAUGAAGCUGUCAGUAGGGAAAAUGUUCCAUGUUGUGAUAGUUUUGGAGCUCUCUGUGCUGCAAAAAGACAAAAAGGACAGUGGCACCGGGGAGUGAUACAGCAGCUCCUCUCUGAUGACCAAGUAAAGGUCUGGUUCAUGGAUUUUGGCAACAGUGAAGCUGUGCCUUCCAAUCAUGUUCUAAAACUUCAACCAGAAUUCACUUCCUUACCAAUGAUUUCAUUUCAGUGUGCACUGUCAUGUUUCAGUGAUCAGAGUGAAGCUGUAAAAAGAAAUUCUCAACUAAAAGAAUUUAAACAGGCCUUAUUAGGACAGACUGCUGUGUAUGCCUGCAUUGAUUUGUUCAAUGCCAGUGAAUGUUUGUAUUAUGUUACAUUAUAUAGUCAAGAAUCUGAAGUUAAUACUAAAUAUCCACAACAGGUGAAUGAAGUAAUCCAAGCAUGUUCCCUAGUUUCUAGUACACAUGUCACUAAUAUACUUGGAGACAUCAAAGCUUAUGAAGAGAUCUGUGUUUCAGUUGAAAGUUUGAUUGGAAACACAGAACAAAUGGGAAACUGCUUAAUUGAAAAGGACUCUUCUUUAUCAAUCUAUUGCAAAACAGUAGAAAUGAAAAUAGAUUCCGUUCAUGUUGCUUUUGUUGAAUAUGUGUUGAAUCCAUCAAACUUCUGGAUUCAAACUAAUGACUACAACAAUGAGUUUCAAACCUUGAUGAAAAAUAUUGCAGAUGUGUAUAAUAGCUAUGGAGUUUAUGAUAAGAUUUACUAUCGAGGACUUAUCACUGAAGUGGAAGGUGUAAACAUUAACGUUUAUUUUUUGGAUUUUGGAAAUACAGAUACUGUACCCGCUCAUGAUGUGAAAACUUUGCUUCCAGAGUUUUGUAAAUUACCAGCACUUGCCAUGCAUUGUGCACUUGCUCAUGCAUUUCCCAUUGAGGAUGUAUGGGUUAAAAAAGAAACAGAUUUCUUUAAAAAGGUUGUAUUUGACAAACAGCUCUUGUUUUAUGUCAUUGCAAAGCAAAAUGACAAGUACAUUGUUAAUGCACAAUUUAUGGAUGGCUUGGAACAAAUAGAUGUUGUCACACUUAUGGUUCAGGCUGGAUAUGCUGAGUACUGGGAAGUGCAACUGGAUUCUCUUUUGAACUUUGUGAAAAAUUCUAAAGGCCUAAAUUCAAAAAACAAUAACAAAAAAUUUAUAAAUACACGAGGUACAUACGUUAUACCUAAAAGUAAAGUAUCAGCAACUAGAAAUAUCUGUCACAACAAACAGUUAUUAAACACUUUUUCUGUGGCAAGAGAAUCUCUUGAAUCUUUUCCGAAUUGGGAAAGUACUCUUUCCAGAAAGCAUUAUGUAAUGUCUGGGAGAAAUGACCAUAUGGGCUCUUAUAAAGAGUUAAUGUUCAAACCAGGAGCAGUUCUUGAUGUCAUAUGUUCUCAUAUUAUUUCUCCAUCCCAUUUUUUUUGUCAGUUGCAAAGCAAAUUAUCAGAACUAAUGAAUUUAAUGGCGCAAAUUCAGAUUUAUUAUGAAGUGCAUAGCAAUCCCUAUAAAACUGGCCAGAUUGCCUGUGUUGCAAAGCACUCCAAGGAUGGAAAGUGGUACAGAGCAGCUUUUCUGAAACAAGUAUCCAGAAAGGAAGUUGAUGUGAUAUUUGUAGACUAUGGUAAUCAGGAAAGAGUUUUACUUAAGGAUCUUCAAGCUAUUCUUCCAGUUUUUUUAACUUUAGAAAGUCAAGCUUUUACAUGUAGUCUUAAGAACAUAAAUGAACCCUCACAAUUUUACCCAUUCAUUUGGACUAAAGAGGCGUGUAAGGAUUUUGGAGACUUCAUUUCUGCUUCCAGUGGGCUAUUGACGUGCGUCAUUUAUGCUCUAAUUCUUAUAAGACCUAACUGCUUGUGUAAUUUAGUUGAUUUACAGACUCCAUUUAUUGGUGCACAUCAGUUUCUCAUAGAGCAUGGCCAUGGCCAGUCCCAAUUUUUUGGAUUCACAAAAGCACUUAAACCAUCAGUUUUUCUAUAUAGUUUUUGCUACUCGUCUUUUAAUAUAAAAAUUGGAAGUGAAGAGGAAAUAUAUAUAACACAUGUAUACAGCCCUGCAAAAUUUUAUUGCCAGCUUAAUCGUAACACUGAAAUUAUAGACAAAUUGAUGAAGAAGAUUGCAGAGAUUAGUAACCUACCAAACAGUUCAGAAUAUGACCCGAGCAAAAUACGAUUAUGCAUAGCGAAAUAUUUUGAAGAUGGUCCCUUUUACAGAGCUUUGGCAUCUUCCAUGGGAUCAUCAUCCUAUUUACUAGCCUAUUUUGUGGACUUUGGGAAUAAACAGAUGGUAGUGAGAGACAGACUGAUGCCUAUUCCAGAUCAUGCCACAGAUUUACUAUUGACACCCAUGCAAGCCAUUAAAUGUUAUCUGUCAGAUCUUAGAGAGAGAGAAAUUCCAGUAGGAGUCAAUAAAUGGUUUGAGGAGAAUUUCAUGGGUAAACCAUUGAAGGCAGUAGUAGUAUCCAGAGAGUCAGAUGGCCAGAUUGGUGUGAAACUGUAUGAUGGACAUAUCCAGAUAAAUCAGAAAAUUCUAAAAUUAUUGUCUGAGUAUGGUAAAAAGUACGCAGAGGAAUUUGAGCACAUGAAAAGUUGUACAGAGCAGUCUGCUGAAAGUAGUAGGGAGGUACACAAAGUGCAACUGGAUGAAGGUAAUAAAACAAAAGAUAAAAAUGUUGAGAGAAUUGCCUUGAAAACUGAAAUAAAACCUGAAGUUAUACCUUUUCAGCCUGGUGUUCAAGAGGAUUUUGAAGAUAAUGAACAAACUCUGCUUGUUCCACAAAAAUUGUGCAGUAUGCCCUUUACACUACCAACAUUCCAUGGCAAUAAAGAGCCAGUUUGUAAAAAUGUUAUGAAUAUAUCUUUGGAACACAAAGAGAAAAAUGCAGAUGGAAUAUUUACACCUGAAUCUCUAUUUUGCCCUGUUUUCAAUUUGCAGGAAAUACCUGUAAAUAUUAUGGCUGAAUUUUGCACCAACAAACUAAAUUAUACAGGUCUACAAGAAGGUAGUGUAAGUAGACCCAAAUAUAUCAGUCUUCCUCCACGUAACAUUGAGCUGAAUUCUCAGUUAGCAGGGUACAUUUCCAAUAUAAAUAGCCCAUCUAGUUUCUAUAUUCAGCUCGCAGAGGAUGAAAAUGUAAUCAUUCAACUUGCAGAAGAACUAAAUGAAGGAAAAAUAAAUUUAGACCAUGAAAAUUACCUGAAUGAACUUGUGAAAGGGGAUCUUGUUUUAGCAGAAUAUGUAAUUGAUUGUUUCUUAUAUAGAGCAGUUAUUAAAACAGUUAGAUCAGGAAAAUCCUAUGAGGUAGAAUUCAUUGACUAUGGUAAUACAGCAGUUGUGAGUCCCUCAAAAAUCUACAAAAUUCAGGGAAAGUUCUUAACUUUGCCAAGGUUCAGUAUCCAUUGUUUCCUUAGUAGAGUAAAAAGUACUCAUCCUGAUGGAAGCUGGAGCAGCAAUGAUAUGUUCUACUUUUCUGGAAAAGUAAAUAAUAAACAAAUUACUUGUGUAUUUUUGCAACAACAUGAACAACAGUGGGAGGUAGAUAUAAUUUGUGAUGGAAAGUCUGUGGUUAAUGAGUUAAUGCAGAGACAUGACAGCUCAGGAUUACAGAACACACCAGUGCUAAAUAUGGAAACUAAUACAGAACAAGACAUUCCAGUCACAAAUGCAGAUCCUGAAGAUGAGGAACUAAGGAAGAACUCUAGAGUUCAUAACAAAUGCGAGGCUGUUGAGACUAGAAACACCUCUGAAAUUCUCUCUAAAAUCCCUAACCAAGAGCUAAAUCCUGGACAACUAGAAAUGGCAGAAAUAAUUCAUAUUUCAAAAUGUAGAAAUUUCCAUGUAAAAUUAAUGAGAAAUACGCAAACAUUUUCGGAUUUAAAUAUAAUGGUUGCCAAAGAAGCAAAGAGAAACCGUUUGAUUGCAGUAGAAAAUAUUCAAGAAGGAUUGGAAUGCUUGACAAAAUCUAAAAAUACCUUGAAGUGGUACCGAUCAGAAGUGAUGAAGCUUAUUAGUGAGGAGAAAAUGUUAGUUUUCUUCAUGGAUCGUGGUAGAUGUGAAAUGGUAUCCGUGCGUAAUACAAAAAUGCUCAGUAAUGAGAUCAAGUGCAUUCCUAAACAAGCCAUAUUGUGUAAAUGGAUUUGGAUUAAAAAUUCAGGUAAAAUGUCAUGUGACUGUGUGAUAAAUAAAAUUGCAUAUCGUGAAAUAAAGCUCCUGUUUCUGAGAUACUUGGAAUCUUCUUGUAUCUGGGAAGUAGAUAUCUUAGUAGAUGGGAUUCUACUUUUGGAAUAUUUGAAUCAGAUCUCUGGGCAAGGCAAGAUCAACAAACCUAAUUGUACAGAAAGUGCAAAUAACAUGGCUUCUAAGACAUCUGUACUGUCUUUUAGAAUAAAUUCUGUUACAUGGGCACUGCUCCAAAGUGGUAAUCAAUACCCUGGAUUUGCAACUACAGUUACUGAUCCUUCGAACUUCUGUAUUCAAUUAGAUGACUUAUUUGACACUAUGAAAACCUUGUUUAUGCUACUUUCCGACCUUCCAGGCAAUUUGCCAACUUUGCCACAGGACCUUGUCACUCCUGGUGCAAGUUGUUUGAUCAAGUUUGGGUUGGAAGCACAGUGGAACAGGGUAGAAGUUUCUGAAAUUUCAAAUCAGUUUGUUGUUCUAAUGUUUAUUGAUUAUGGCUUUCCUGCAUAUAUUCCCUACUCAGAUAUUGACAAACUGAAAGUUGUUCCAGAAGAACUUAUUUGUUUACCACGAUUAUCUUACUCUUGUUUCUUAUCUGGUGUGAUUCCUGCUAAAGGGGAACACUGGAGUGAUGAAGCUAAGCUUGUGUUUCAGGAAUUUCUAUGUAAACAAGGCCUGAUUUUCCAGUUUAAGCAGUAUGGUUCUGGAAUGAAACUAGAGGUAGAUGUUCUAUGUGAGCAGAGUAAUCUUGCAGAUACCUUGGUUGCAGCUGGUCAUGCUACCUACUGUAAAAGUACAUGCUGCCUUCUUGGACAUGACAAUACUAAACCAAUUGAAACAUGUUCACAACUUCAAAGUGAAGCACAGCAAUCACGUUUUCUGCAAAUUUCCGAAGCAAAACAUAGCUGUACUGAAAGGAGUUUCUUGGUACGUAAAAAAGAGAGAGCACAGCAGCAAACACCAGAUCUGCAACAUAGAAAUGCCCGUGGUACAGCUUCAAGAAGUAAUUCUGCCACUAAAGCACAUUCUAGAAAACGUCCGAGGAGGAAACCAAGUUCAUAUAGUAAUGGCAAAAAUACUGCAAACGAUGAACUUAAGUGUGACAAAAACUUAUUUAUGCAAUUUUUGGAUGAUAGGAAAUGUAACGCCAUUUCCACAGAAAGUCUUACUGAAAAUCUGCAUCCAGAAGCAAUGAAUGAGACAUGUGACUCUGCUGACAUGAACACCAGAAUGAGGGAAAUGAAGAUUAGUAAAGAGGUGGCAUCAAAAGAAUAUAUGAAUAAUACAGAAGGAUUGGAUAAUGUCAGCCACCUGGGGAAAAUAAAGGAUAUGAAAGCUCAUAACAUCAACUAG
Molecule: messenger RNA, 6432 nt
Organism: Gopherus evgoodei (Goodes thornscrub tortoise)
Lineage: Eukaryota; Metazoa; Chordata; Testudines; Testudinidae
Gene: TDRD15
Product: tudor domain containing 15
Exons: 4
Coding region: 1-6432 (2143 amino acids)
Biological process (GO): spermatogenesis
Source: RefSeq, a predicted model, not a curated record